AUGGCUUUGUUACGAAAAAUUAACCACGUGCUGCUGUUCCUUCUGGUGGUGACCCUCUGUGGGAUCCUGUAUAAGAAAGUCCAGAAAAGCGCAGUGCUCAAGAAGGAAGCAGACGAUGCUGCUGCCACCCCCGAGGAAACGGAGGAGGAAAUUCCCGUGGUGAUCUGUGCAGCGGCAGGAAGGAUGGGUGCUGCGAUGGCUGCCAUCAACAGCAUCUACAGCAACACGGAUGCCAACAUCUUGUUCUACAUAGUCGGGCUCCGGAACACGCUGUCUCGGAUACGAAAAUGGAUCGAACAUUCCAAACUGAGGGAGAUCAACUUUAAAAUCGUGGAGUUCAACCCGAUGCUCCUGAAAGGAAAGACGAGGCCGGACACUGCGAGGCCAGAGCUGCUGCAGCCUCUGAACUUUGUGCGAUUUUAUCUCCCCCUGCUCAUCCACCAACACGAGAAAGUCAUCUAUUUGGACGAUGAUGUCAUUGUUCAAGGUGAUAUUCAAGAGCUGUAUGAUACCACCUUGGCCCAGGGCCACGCGGCUGCUUUCUCGGAUGACUGUGAUCUGUCCUUGGCGCAGGAUAUCAACAGACUGGUGGGACUGCAGAGCACGUACAUGGGCUACCUGGACUACAGGAAGAAGACCAUCAAGGAGCUCGGCAUCAGUCCCAGCACCUGCUCCUUCAACCCCGGGGUGAUGGUCGCCAACAUGACCGAGUGGAAGCAGCAGCGUAUCACCAAGCAGCUGGAGACGUGGAUGCAGAAGAACGUGGAGGAAAAUCUCUACAGCAGCUCCCUGGGCGGCGGGGUGGCCACGUCCCCGAUGCUGAUCGUGUUCCACGGGAAGCACUCAGCCAUCAACCCCCUGUGGCACAUCCGGCAUCUGGGCUGGAGUCCAGAUACCAGGUAUUCGGAACACUUUCUGCAGGAGGCCAAGUUACUCCACUGGAACGGGAGACACAAGCCCUGGGCCUUCCCGAGUGUUCACAAUGACUUAUGGGAAAGCUGGUUUGUGCCCGACCCUGCAGGGAUAUUCAAACUCCGUUCCCGCAGCAGCUGACCGCUCCUGCAGUUCCAGCUGCUCCUUCUAAAACCCGAACCACCUGGGCAGCCUGCUUGGGCCCCGCUCCUCAGGACUCAC
Sorex fumeus (smoky shrew) is the source of this 1134-nucleotide messenger RNA. RefSeq names its product glycosyltransferase 8 domain containing 2 (gene GLT8D2). The coding region runs from base 1 to 1053 and encodes 350 amino acids. Gene Ontology annotation, molecular function: glycosyltransferase activity. The record is from RefSeq and is a predicted model, not a curated record. Gene Ontology annotation, cellular component: Golgi apparatus. The transcript has 9 exons. Lineage: Eukaryota; Metazoa; Chordata; Mammalia; Eulipotyphla; Soricidae.